Messenger RNA from Metarhizium acridum CQMa 102, 1563 nucleotides. NCBI's taxonomy places the organism in Eukaryota, Fungi, Ascomycota, Sordariomycetes, Hypocreales, Clavicipitaceae. The record is from RefSeq and is a predicted model, not a curated record.
AUGCUGGGUAUAUUUACUAGUGGACAGACGGAGUUGAGCUCUCUACUCUGGGCUGUUCUAGGGAUAAGCGUGUGGGUGUACAUUUGCAUGUGCCUUUACAAUUUGUACCUGCACCCGUUGAGGCACUUUCCCGGCCCCAAGUUGGCGGUUUUGGGAAGGUUCCAUGAAUUCUGGUUCGACGUCAUUCAAGACGGCCAAUUUCUCUGGGAAAUCGGAAAGAUGCACGACAGAUACGUUCGCAUCAACGCAAACGAACUGCACAUACGCGACUACAACUAUUACAACAAUAUCUACGCUGGGGGCGGCCGAAUCGUCAACAAAGAUGUUUCGGCGGUUGGCCCCAUGGCUGCUGUGCCGUCUUCGCUUUUGGCAACUGCCGAUCACCACCAACAUCGCGCGCGACGAAAUUACCUGAGCCCCUUCUUCUCCAAGCGUGCCAUUGUCGCCAUGGAGCCACUGAUCUGGGAGCGUGUUGCCAAACUCUGUCAACGGCUCGAAUCUGCCUUGGAAACUGGAACGACGGUGCCCCUCGACUCGGCUUUUUCGUCACUAACUGCAGACAUUAUCACGCAGCGUUUCUACGGAGAGCAUUUCAACUACCUUGAUAUUCCAGACUACAGGAAUGCAGUCACUGAAGCUAUACUAGGUGUUGUACACAUUUCCAAUCUCAUUCGAUUCGUCCCCUGGCUGUUACCCAUGUUGCAAAUGACGCCAAUAUGGGUCAUUCGCAUGAUAUUACCGCCUUUUGCGGAUUUUCUUGUCAUGCGGGAAGAGAUGAAGCGUAAAAUUCUUGCAUCCUCCGGGACAGAAGAUGGCUCGAAGUCAAGCUCGGUCAUCAUGUCGGCCCUUAUGGAUACCAAGAUCCCGGCUGCGGAGAGGGAGAUUGAUCGUUUAUUGGACGAGGGAAGCGUCAUCGUAUUCGCCGGUACAGAAACUACUUCGAGAGCCCUCAGCGUCGGCAUGUUCUAUCUUCUAGACGAUGAAACACAUGUGGACAAGAUACGCAAAGAAUUGAGCUCCGUGGUCUUUACUCCAGGCCGUGGGUACUCCUCGUCAGAUCUCGAGCUACUUCCAUACUUGAGCGGUGUUGUCCACGAGAGUUUGCGCCUGUCAUUUGGCCUUGUCGCCUGCCUUCCCCGCGUUGCAGUCCAUGAAUCGCUGCAGUACAACGGGUUUACAAUUCCACCAGGCACCCCCGUUAGUCAGUCGGCAUACUUUGUACAUACCGAUCCCACAAUCUACCCCAACCCGCACUCCUUCAAUCCCGAUCGAUGGAUACAAGCAGCCAAAGACGGCUUCCCACUCGGCAAAUAUCUUGUCAACUUUACAAAAGGCAGCAGGCAGUGCAUUGGCCUUCAGAUGGCGUAUACAGAGAUCUAUUUAACAAUCGCAACGCUUGUUAGCACCUUUGACAUGGAGCUCCACGACACGACAAUAGACCAUGUCCGCAUUCACCACAUUCGUACCGUCGGUUAUCCAAGGAAGUGUAAGAAUAUGGAGAAUCCAAGGGGGGAGAUUACUGUCAAGAUCAAGCGUAAGAGAAUAUCCGAAGGUUAUGGAUAA